GGUAGGCGGUUGUCUACAGGUGAGCGGCAGUUGAGGAAGACAAGGACCCACCAACAGGAGCGUGUCAAAAAGCUGUCAGAAAUGACUUUAAUACAACUUGCACACUAAUAUGAACUAAGAGGACAAAAAAAACCCACCAUGGUGUAUUUAGGAGUAUGCUGCGCCAGCCUCAAGGACAACAAAGCCCUGAUGAAGAUGGGGCUGGGGCUGGUGUUGGUGGGCCAUGUCAACUUUCUUCUUGGAGCACUGGUGCACGGCGCUGUGCUCAGGCACAUCAACGUGCACUCUCAGGCCCGGACCAUGGUCUACGCCAUCUCUAAUGUCAUUGCCAUCGUGGCAGGCUUGGUGGGAAUUAUUGGUGGAAUAACAGCCAUUGUCUUGUCCAAAAACAAGAAAAACAGGAUCCUGCAGUGGGUCCUGUUGGUCUUCGGCUUCCUGGCUGGUCUCUUGGCAGUUGCCUCCACCUUGGGCUUGUCAGUUUCGAUGGUAAAAGCCAUUAUGGAUAAAGGCAAGGGCCUGCUAACACACUGCAGGAAUUCUAAUAAUAAUGUUGGCUCUUCCAGCAUCACAUAUGAAUGCCCCUUUGACCCCACCCGUAUCUAUGCGACCACAAUCAUUCUGUGGGUGCCCCUCAUCUUGAUGUCUGUGGUGGAAAUGGUGUUCUCCUUCCGCUGCUUCGCUGCCUGCACUACGUUCCUCUACCUCUGUCCCUGCAGGAGGAGGCCGAUCCAGGCAAAGAGGGUGCGUAUCCAAAGACGCAUUGAAACCCCAACACCAGCACGGGAUCCAGAGAUCAGCGCUGAAGCUGAGCCUGCAGAGCGGGAUGAACUGCUGGACGGCAACACCGUAGUGGAGCAGAGUGAAUGGCUCUGAAGCAGCUAAACCUAAUGAGAUAGGUUGCAUACUGCUGGGAUCAACUGGAUAAGAUGCAGCUUCAUCUGUGGAGUUCUUGCAUCAUGUGUCUGUUACACACUACAUGUCUGAAGAAGACAUUUGUGGGACAUAAGCCAGGAAAAGCAAUAACAUUUUAUUUACCUUUACAUAAAAAGGAGGAAUUUUUUAUCUGCUGUUGGUUUGGUUUGAAGUGGUCAGCUUUUGUUUGUAUAGAUUUUGAAAAUAUUGAGAAUACAGAAAGCUUGUCAUCUCUAUUCCGACUUUAAAAUUAUUUCGUAAUUUAAAUGUUAUCGCCAAACAUUUCAUCAAAGCAGACAUGUUAUAAAUCUUAUUUUGAAAAACUCACAACUUAAGACAUUUACACAACUUUUUAUGGCAGUUUUUAUUGGUGUUUUAAAAUGUGGUCAACACACACCUGGGUCUGUCUGAUUUAAAUGACACUUGCAAACUCUGUGGUGAAACACUUUUACAAAUAUAUACAACAAAUGAAUGAA
Seriola aureovittata is the source of this 1388-nucleotide messenger RNA. RefSeq names its product transmembrane protein 54a (gene tmem54a). The record is from RefSeq and is a predicted model, not a curated record. Bases 139 to 873 code for a protein of 244 amino acids. The transcript is spliced from 6 exons. Lineage: Eukaryota; Metazoa; Chordata; Actinopteri; Carangiformes; Carangidae.